This is a messenger RNA of Phoenix dactylifera (date palm), 2241 nucleotides long. The record is from RefSeq and is a predicted model, not a curated record. Lineage: Eukaryota; Viridiplantae; Streptophyta; Magnoliopsida; Arecales; Arecaceae.
AUAUAUCGGUAGAGCACAUAAAGAGAGAGAACAGAGAAAGUUCUGCAAUCUCUGUCUCGGCCCCUCUCUCUCCCCGCCUCCCAAUCAUCCCCGCGAUCUUUCUCGUGCUUCCCAGCGCUCUCGUACGGGACCGCGCUCCCACCGGACCUCUGGUUCUCUCUUGGAUCUCCUCUCCUUCGCCCCCACGAAUCCAAGGCACCGUCCUCCUCCCCGAUCCCUCUCUUCUUUCUCUCAGUUAGCGAAGAGGUGCUUGAAGAGAGAAGAGAAGGUGGGGUUGUUUGUUGAUUCGUUGGCCGCCGUUUGGAUUGUCUGUUGCGAGGUUUUGGAUGGCUUUGAUGGUUCUUGUUGGAGGAGGAGGGGGAUUUAGGGUUUAUUGACCUCGGAUAUUGGUGUUUUUUAUGUUCCGCACAAUUUUUUGUGCGUGUGUUGGAGAGGGAGCGAUGAUGGCGAUUCGGUACGUGGGAGCGAGAGCAAGGCGCGGAGGAGCUGCUUGCUGUGAUCUGGGGUAGGGAUGAGAGAUAGUGGUAUCGGAUGGUUUGAUUCGAUUCGUGGUGGUGAAGGCGGAUAUUGAGGUAGUAUGCGAGGAAAAUUAGAAUAUUAAAUAUCUUUUGUUUCUUGUUCGAAGAAAUUGAGGAAUAAGGAAGAAAAGGAUAUUUUUUUUUAUAAGUUUUUUCCCCUCUCCUUUCAAUCUCCGUGGUUGUUCGUGAGUUUGAUGGGGAAUAAGAUAGGGAGGAGGAGGCAGGUGGUGGAUGAGAAGUACACAAGGCCGCAGGGCCUGUACCAGCACAGGGACAUCGAUCAGAAGAAGCUAAAGAAGCUCAUUCUUGAUUCCAAGCUGGCGCCUUGCUACCCUGGGAGCGAGGAAUGCGGCCUGGAUCUCGAGGAGUGUCCCAUCUGCUUUCUGUAUUAUCCGAGUCUUAAUCGAUCGAGAUGUUGCAUGAAAGGCAUAUGUACAGAAUGUUUUCUUCAGAUGAAACCACAUCAUUCUACUCGACCUACACAAUGCCCCUUCUGUAAAACUCCAAACUAUGCUGUGGAAUAUCGUGGCAUGAAGACAAAGGAGGAAAAGGGCAUGGAACAAGUUGAAGAACAGAGGGUAAUAGAAGCACAAAUAAGGAUGCGGCAGCAAGAACUUCAGGAUGAAGCAGAAAGAAUGAAGAAGGUUCAGGAUGCAAGUACGCCAAGCAGAAAAAUGACUCCAGCAGAAGUUGAACAUCGGGAUAUGUGUAGUACCUCACUUUCAGUGCCAUCCCUUACAUGCACGACACUAGGUAAUGAGUCUGUUUCAUAUCAAGCCUCAUGCUCUGCACCAGCAAGCACCAGGCCUUCACACUCAAGGCAGAAUCGGGAUGACAAUUUUGACCUGGACCUUGAGGAUAUUAUGGUUAUGGAAGCAAUUUGGCUUUCUAUUCAGGAGCAAGGAAGUCCAGGAAAUCCACCUGGUGGUGGCAAUGUUUUGCCUGAACCAUCCUUCUCAGAAGAACGCAACAACUCUGUCGCUGUAGCUCCUGCAGAAGGAUCUCCUGGUGGGCUGGCCUGUGCAGUUGCUGCCCUGGCCGAGCGUCAGCACAUGAAUGGAGACUCUGCUGCUAGCAUGGCUGACAGUGAUGCUUCGUCUUUCGGCAUGCCUCAACAGUCAACCAGCUUGGCUGUUGGGAUGGCGAGGGUAGCGGAAAAUGAUCCUCCAGCUCCAGGGUGCUGGAACGAAGUAUCACCGGACAGUGGGAGGGAAGUACCGACGGAGGAGGGUGAGUGUUUGACCAAUCAUUGUUCAGAGGCGACACCGGCAGGGACCAACUAUGUAGGCUCUGAUGUCAUGGUACAUGCAGGGGAUGCUACAGUAUCCCUCCCAGAAGGUGGUAACGUGGGUUCGAGCCACCUUCUUCCAGAGAGCUUUGAAGAGCAAAUGAUGUUGGCCAUGGCUGUUUCUCUUGCGGAGGCUGGAGCGAGGACAAAUGCCAAGGGCUGACCUGGCUGUGAUGAUCGAUGGCAUGGUUGGAAGAAUCUGCAUGUAUUUGGUUCCUUUGGUUCUUUUCUUUUUCUCUCUCCCUUCUUACAUCUAUAGUUGUUGCUUCUACAGUUCUUUUUUUGUUGGUUGGUUGGUUUCUUAUUUACAUAUGUGAAAGGGAAAGGAAAAAAUAGAAAGAAAAUAUGGAAGUGACAUUUGUGGAUGGUGCGUAAGAAGGCAGAUAUAGAUGAAAGGAUGAUAGAAUGUGCAAUAAUUUGAUCUCUUCUUUGAAC